AUGGCGAUUAGAAAGCAACAGUUAUUUAAUAAAAAACGCAAACUUGGUAUGGUUAAUUUUGGAGUAAGCCCUUUGGAAGGUGAAGAUGAGGAUACAAUAGCAACUCAGGCUUUAGUUUUCAUGCUCGUGGCUUUAAAUGAGAAUUGGAAACUGCCUGUUGGGUACUUUCUAAUAUCUGGAAUAACAGCUCAAACAAAGGCCAACUUAAUAAAAAUAUGCUUAGAGAAGUGCCACGAGGUUGGUGUAACUGUCGCAAAUCUCACAUUUGAUGGGUGCGCUGCUAAUUUUAAAGCUGCUGAAAUUCUAGGAUGUCAGCUGUCUGAUGUGAAUAAUUUGAAAACUUACUUCCUUCAUCCAAGUACAUCAGAAAAAAUAUGCAUUUUCAUUGAUCCCUGCCAUGUAAUUAAAUUAAUUAGAAACUCUUUUGAACGAAAGAGAUUAUUGUUUGAUGGAAAUGACCAGAAAAUUAAAUAG
This is a messenger RNA of Arctia plantaginis, 474 nucleotides long. NCBI's taxonomy places the organism in Eukaryota, Metazoa, Arthropoda, Insecta, Lepidoptera, Erebidae. The record is from the annotation of a GenBank genome assembly.